AUGGAAAUGCCAAAGCCAUCGUCUACUCCCGUUGCCUCUUUCUUCUUCUCGCAUGGCUCUCCUCGCACGCUGGUCGAUGCGACCGACACGACCGCUUUCGCCCAGAAGAUCGCCGAGUAUUCGAAGCAAAACGGCAUCACUGGAAUUGUCUGGAUGUCUGCUCACUGGGAAACGCAUGGAGGAAAGCUCGAGAUCUCGUCAAGUCCCAAUCCGGGGAAGGAUCUGAUCUCAUUUGUCCCUAAGGAAGUCCUCGAGUGGUACAACAGCUACAAGAUCAACUCAAGUCCAAAGCUGGCGCAACGCUGCCAUUCUAUGCUCAGAGCCGCGGGCCUAGACGUAGAUCUCAACCCGGAGGCAAUCUGGCACCAAGACGUGAUGAUACCUAUCCGCUGGAUGUACCCCAACGAUGUGGACUGUCCGCCCAUGACAAUCAUAUCCGUGAACGGACGCUUUGAUCCAUACAUGCACUUGAAAGUUGGCCUCGCGCUUCGUCCUCUUCGCCACGAGAAGAUCCUACUCAUCGGCACCGGUGGAGGCGUGCACAACCUGUACACGGUGUCCUGGCACCGUAUGCUACUUUAUCAAGACACGCUGACUCGCACGAAGCCCGUCGACCCCGACCUUGAUGCGUUCGGUGUUGCGAUGAAGGAGUGUGCGACGCGCAAUAGCGGACCCGCCCUCGGUCGCGCGCUCACCCGCCUGCUCGCACACCCGCACUUCCUGCGCUCUAAUCCGACGCCCGAGCACUACCUGCCGAUGAUCUACGCCGCUGGAGCGUGCACUGCACGCGAGGAUGACACGGAAGAGUACCACAACAUCUUCGGCGGGGAGAACUGGGAGAUGGACACCCAACUGAACGUCAACUUCGCAUUUGGCCUGCACAAAUCGGACACUGUAUUCCGGGAGUUCAAGGUGCAGAAGCCCAACCGUGUCAGUUCCCAGGUGUUGAAAGGGAGUGUCAUCUCUGCGAAGACGCCGCCAAUGAUCGUCGCGUCGGCCUAA
This is a messenger RNA of Peniophora sp. CBMAI 1063, 1002 nucleotides long. Lineage: Eukaryota; Fungi; Basidiomycota; Agaricomycetes; Russulales; Peniophoraceae. The record is from the annotation of a GenBank genome assembly.